This is a messenger RNA of Paramuricea clavata, 2778 nucleotides long. NCBI's taxonomy places the organism in Eukaryota, Metazoa, Cnidaria, Anthozoa, Malacalcyonacea, Plexauridae. The record is from the annotation of a GenBank genome assembly.
AUGGCGCAGAAAACAGAUAAAAUAGAGGAGAAAAUAGAAAGAGUUAUCAAAGAAUUGUUGGAUAAAUUCCAUGUCUCUAUCCAACUUAAGGACGAGCAACGUACGGCAAUAAAAAAUUUAUUACUUGGUUCGGACGUCCUCGCUGUUUUACCAACAGGUUACGGUAAAAGUCUAAUAUUUCAGAUACUCGUUCUUGUUGGAAAAUCGGCGGAAAGUCGAACAUCAGCUUUAGUAAUCUGUCCAUUGAAGAGUAUUGUUCGUGAUCAAAUAGAGGAGGCGAGGAAUUUGGGAAUUUCUGCAGGAGAUGUAUCAGAAAUGUCGGAUAAUGACUUGAGAGAUUCCAAAUUUCGUUUAGUUUUCGCUUCAGCAGAGGAUGCUCUUGCGGAACGCGUUAAGACUGUCAUUAAAAAUCGCAAUUCUUCCAUACAUAAUAACUUAUCCGCGAUAGUUAUCGAUGAAUCGCACAUCGUUGAAACCUGGACGGGCAAAAGGUAUAAUAUAUGCAUUUUAUAAGCUAUAUUUUACUUUUUCAAUAUACUGUAUGUACAUUAUAAUAUGGAGAAUGUAUUGGUUUGAGACUUUGAGUGACAACUUUCCAUUGAACAUUGACCAUUCUAUUUUACGUUUCCAGGGAAGGAGGGAAUGCAUUUCGUGAAGCCUUCUCAAGAUUGUCUGAUCUAAGAUCAUUCUCUAAAGCAGGUCAGUAAAAUAACAAGGUUUUAUGUUGAUGUUUGCUUCCUAUUUUAUUUUCCCCACCUUUUAAAAUGAUGAAGCAAAUAAGUAAUUAUAUGUAUGGGUGCAAAGAUGCAAAACUGCAAGAAAAAUAAGCACCAAAAAUGAUUUUCUCCUGCAUGCUGUAUUAAAAGUUAUAAAUAGGGAUAAUAUUUAUUUUAGGUGCAAUGUGAUUUCUAUACACGUAAAAACUCACAACUUGUGAACAAGAUGUGUUCGCAACAGGCUUCUGGCAAGUUUGUCAACAAGUUGGAACAAUACUGUUAUUUUAUCAAGUUGCUACAAGGUUGUCACUCACAACUUGUUGACAAGUUGUUCCAACAACUUGUUAUCGUCCUGCAAUUCAACAACUUGUCAACAAGUCGUGAGCUCAACAAUUUUUUAACAAAUUGUCAACAAGCUGGAUACAAGCAGUGCGAACACAUACUGUUGACAAAUUGUUGGAACUGCAUUGCUACAAGUCUGCUGCAGGUUUGUUACAACUUGUGCAUUUUUAUGUGUGUAUGGCACAAUUUGAUUUCUGACCAUUUGGAAGUACAUAUUUUCUAUGUUGUGAGGGGGAGGGUACCAAUAAAUAAAUUUCCUUAGAGAAGAAGAGAGCUUAAUUAAUAGAGGAUUUACCAUAUGUGUCUAAUAAGUAAUUAUUUAAUAAUGAUCAGGUUGCCAUGUACAAUAAGGUGUAAUUGAGGCUUCAUUCAAAGUUUGAUGUAGAAACAGCAGUAAUUUGUAUGAAGCUUUUGUUCAUUCUCAGGCUAUUGUGUAAAGGCAUUUGACUUUUCUUUGAAAAUAGCCAUCAAUAUGUACCUGAACAGAUUCGGCUCAGUUUAUAUAUUAGACUGACUGUAUAUAUAUAUAUAUUUGAAACUUUAUGUGCACAGAUUAUACAUAAUAUCAUUACCUUAUAAUUUGUUUCCAAUACCAGGUACACCAAUGCUAGCAUUAACUGGCACAGCUGAUGAAAAAACUCAGAAAAUUAUCAAAAAAACGCUGUUGAUGAGGGAUCCAAAAUUACUGGUGUUGAGUCCCAACCGAACCAAUCUGAGAAUCUCAGUUUUGAAAUGUAAAAAAGCAGUAAUGAUUGAUCAUCUAUCAUGGUUAAUUCAACUCAUAAAAAGUAAAGGUAUAGAAACCCCAAAGACACUAAUAUUCUGCAAUGGUACAAUGACAGAUGUUGCUACUUUGGCCAAUUUUAUGCUAAUGGAACUUGGUAAAAAAGCAUAUUCACCUGAGGAAAGUCAGAAUUCUGAAAACUGUAUUAUUGGCAUUUAUCAUUCCCUAACACUUGAAAAAUACAAGGAAAGACUGGUUCGUGCAUUUAAAGUUGGCGGGAAAACAAGGGUUGCCAUCACAACUUCUGCCUUAAGUAUGGGAGUUAAUUUCCCUGAUGUGAGGUAUGUGAUUCAUUGGGGACCACCGAGAAACGUGCUUGAUUACCAUCAAGAAUCAGGGCUUGCUGGGAGAGAUGGAAAAAAUGCGGAUGUCAUAACUCUGUACCAUGGUCAGCAAUUGUCAUUUUGUGAAGAGGAUGUCAAAGACUUUGUUAGGACUGUUGAUUGUUAUAGAGUUGCAGCUUACAAAGCAUUUGAUAGAAAGAUUCUUCCCCUUCAUCCCUCUCAUGCAUGUUGUGCAAAUUGUUCAAAAUUGUGUGCAUGUGAGGAUGGCGAGUGUCUCUUUGAAAUUCCACCAUUUGAGAAAGAAAUUACAAACAUGACCAGUGCCAACCAAACUAUGAACAGACCAGUGUCACCAUCUGACAAGGAAGACCUUAUCAUGGCCCUAAAAGAACUUGCCAAUAUGUUCCAUCCCAUUGUAAAGCAACUAAUGUUCAAUACCACAAAUGAUUAUGAAGAUAAUUUGGUUUCUGAAAUUGUUGAUAAGGCACAUUGUAUAUUCACUGUAAGAGAUGUCAAUGUACAUUUUCCUUUAUUCUCAGUGCACUUUGCACUGAAAAUUCUCGAAAUAUUUCACGAAAUUUUUGAAGAUAUUCCAAAUAUCGAUGUCAUAAUGGAACAGGUGCUAAUGACAGAGCAAGUUAAGGUUGUGUGA